This is a messenger RNA of Haemonchus placei, 630 nucleotides long. NCBI's taxonomy places the organism in Eukaryota, Metazoa, Nematoda, Chromadorea, Rhabditida, Trichostrongylidae. The record is from the annotation of a GenBank genome assembly.
AUGAGACCCGCGUCGGUUGUGAGAGUAGCGUUCGGACGGGCAGAUGGGCGAUCAUCUCCGACAGGAAUGCGCCCGAUGCAUCCGCUGUACAACGCAGUACGAACGACUGCAUCACAUGCUUCUCAUCGCAUGAUCCACUGUCCGGCUUGCCAAAGCCUUCAGGCAGCGAUUCGCCUGACGGUGACAUUGAGCCGCUCGUGUGACUAUUUCGCUCGUUGGCGAUUUUUUCCGUUUCGACAUCAUUUUCCUCCUUCUUCUCCUUCCUAACUGUCAAAUUCAAACCAUUGUGAGCAACGGCCGCAUGAGCCUCGAGAGUAGCCUCAUCCGGACAUCUGGCGUCACACAAAGAGCAUUUCACAGUAUCCGUAUCGAGCUGAUUAGCCACCAUCAUCUUCAAAGCCGCUUCGGUGGUCGCUCGAAGAGCUGCGUCGCUGGUGAGGUCAGUACCGGAUUCCCGUGUUGCUUCGUUCAUUCGUUCGUGCCGUUCCACGUGCAUCUCCAAGUUCCUUGAGUCACGAGUCGAAUACUGACAUCGUCGACAUCGUAGCACUGCUGUGGGCGUCUCAGAUGAUUUUUUUGCGGUGUCGGUGUGCUGUGAUUGUUGCAACAAUUCGACGGUAUGUUGAUUAA